Messenger RNA from Temnothorax curvispinosus, 2037 nucleotides. RefSeq names its product queuosine salvage protein-like. The transcript has 6 exons. The record is from RefSeq and is a predicted model, not a curated record. Lineage: Eukaryota; Metazoa; Arthropoda; Insecta; Hymenoptera; Formicidae. Bases 531 to 1700 code for a protein of 389 amino acids.
AAUAUAGAAUUUUUCUACAGGAAUGGGUUACUAACUUACUGUCCAAAUUUCAUCCUGAAAGGCAAUGAGUGUUUCAUGUAGUUAUUAGUCACAUGCACAAUCUUUAACUAGAAAAACUAGGAAUAUUUUAGGGCCUCCCUUAGUUUACGGAAAUUACUAACUUUCAAGAUACAUGAGAUGAGGAAUCGAACUUGAGAUUCGUCAAGUUACAAAUUUACCGCUUCCGCAGGGAACCUUAUCAGGAAUCCUAGACUAACAUGAUCUUAAGUAUUACAGAAAUUGUUAGAUAAGUAUUGCAAAAGUUUAACGUAAUUUGGUUAAAAAAACAAUACUAUAUAUUGUGGCAAUGCCGAUCUCGGAAUUAAAACACGAUAACGCAAACAACAGAUUCAGCAUAUCGUCAGAAACUUUCUAUUUUCAUGUCAUGUUUAUUUUUCGAUUGUGAUACUUGUCGACGUGACCGCAACCGUGGGAUUCUUGUCGAGGUGAUCGCAGUAGUUUAAAACGAUAAGCAAAACUAAUGUAACAUUAUGGAGUCACAGUCUGAAAAUAUGUCUAUGGAAAAUGUCUCUACGGAAAAUUUGUUUACGGAAAAUGUGUCUACGGAAGAUGAGCCUGCGGAAAAUAAGCCUGCGGAAAAUGUGCAAACGAAAAGGAUAGAUACGAUAAAAUUUGUUACUACCCAAGCGCAGGACGUAUCCAUCAACAUGGCAGGCAUAACAGAGAUAGCAAUGGAGGUGAUGUCUUAUAUGGUUCGUAAUCAUGAAAAUCAAAAUUUCGCUGAGGUCACAUCACGUUACGUGCGAUUGUCAUCCGGAUUUCACCCCAAACCGAACGACCCCAAAGCACCGGACUGGCUAUUUGUGUUAAAUACAUUGAAUUUUGCACUCUGGACCCGAAAGGAUGAGCCGGAAUGGAAAGUUCAUGGAUUCACUGGCUACAUGGCAUUGUGCGCUGCUAUUAAAAGGGCUAUAGAGUGUGGGAAGCCAAUGUGGAACCCUACGUUUUAUAAGGACCUAUCUAUGACAGAUAUGAAAAUCAUAUUCCGGGGUGAUAACAAUAAUUACAUUCCACGCAUAUCUGAAAGAUUACAGAUUUUGCACGACAUUGGAGAAAUUUUAUUGGACAAGUUCAAAGGUACUUUCAGCGAAUGUAUCAGAUUAUGUGAACACGAUGCCGCGAAGUUGAUGCCUAUACUUAUGAAAUUCCCGUCGUACGAUGACAGUCUAACAAAAUACGGCGAACAACAAGUUCGUUUGUACAAUAAAGCUAUGAUAUUGACAGCCAGCAUGGUGACCUUCUUUGGUCCGAAGCAUAGUCUUUAUCUAAAAUGGGCAAAUGAGAAACCUCCUACGAUAUUUGCCGAUUAUCGUAUUCCUCAGAUUUUUAAUCAUUUUAAGGCUCUUGUUUAUAGUAAGAAUUUUUUGGACAAACUUGAAGAAAAGGACGGAUUGCUGACGCAUGGGAGCAGAGAAGGAUUAGAGAUAUUCUGUUGUUCGAUAACCAUAGCAAGAUACGUGAAAAAGAUGGUGAUAGAAAAGUGCGAUUACUACAUAGAAGAAAGUAAAAUACCUGAAAUACUUCUACCUAGUUUCGAUUUCACGUGUCUGGUUGACAACUUUCUGUGGGACUAUCGACAAAUAUACGAUAAGGAAUUGAAGAAGAGCAUAUUAUGCAAGAUCUCCACUGACCAAUAUUAAUACAAUUUGCAUUGUCACAAAUCGUACAUCGAAUGAUACCUUUUCUCACGUUUUAUUCAUACUAUAUACAUCAUACUUUAAAAAUAAUGGAAAGCAAACAUGACACGGUCGAUUUUAAUUUUAUAACUCUCGAUUAAGAUUGAUUUUUUUAAAGAAAAUGUUUUUUAGCAUUUUGAUAAUAUGGACAAAAUUACUUGUAAUAAUAUAUUAACAUAUUAACCCUCAGUUACCUCACCAGGGUCUGAGAGACCUUGCACGUUGUUAAAACGUGCAGGGUUUUUAAAACGUUCAUAAAAUCCUUGUAUCUUUUUUUAGUCAAUACUAUGUUAAUUUGAAA